ACUGCUUCUGUUAUUUCGACGUCCUUGCGGAAGACGUGGCGGCUUGAGCACUGGGCUGCAAAAGCAGUGAGAAUACUGUGUGAAGUUUCAAUGCAUCUUGCUGUUGAUCUGCUGCAACCAUGAUUUCGCUAACGGACUCACAGAAAAUUGGAAUGGGGAUAACAGGCUUCGGCGUGUUUUUCCUGUUCUUCGGAAUGAUCCUGUUCUUUGACAAAGCACUCCUGGCAAUAGGAAAUAUCCUGUUUGUGGUCGGCCUGUCCUUCGUCAUCGGGCUGGAGCGCACCUUCAGGUUCUUCUUCCAGAAGCACAAGAUGAAGGCCACGAGCUUCUUCCUGGGCGGCGUGCUCGUGGUGCUGAUCGGCUGGCCCGUGGUGGGCAUGGUGCUGGAGAUCUACGGGUUCUUCCUCUUGUUCAGGGGGUUCUUUCCAGUGGUCGUAGGCUUUAUCAGGAGGAUACCCGUUCUGGGCUAUCUGCUAAACCUCCCAGGAAUCAGUGGGAUUGUGGAUAAAGUUGGAGAAAGCAACAACAUGGUAUAACAGCGAUUGCAUGUACAUAUAUUUUUUUGUUCCGUUUUGAGAAGAUGUCUUUAUAAUAUUUAUAACGGUUUUCCUGAAACAGCCUCGUCCCCCUUUGGUCAGAUUAGGUCACGUUAUCCAAGCUUUACUUGGACCCUUUUUCCGUUUAAAGGGAAAAAAAAAACGGAACUCUCCCCCCUCUUGUAGCCUUUUUCGAUUUGGCGCUGAGCA
This is a messenger RNA of Anguilla anguilla (European eel), 746 nucleotides long. Its product is annotated as vesicle transport protein GOT1B-like. Bases 120 to 536 code for a protein of 138 amino acids. Lineage: Eukaryota; Metazoa; Chordata; Actinopteri; Anguilliformes; Anguillidae. The transcript has 5 exons. The record is from RefSeq and is a predicted model, not a curated record. Gene Ontology annotation, cellular component: membrane; endoplasmic reticulum. Gene Ontology annotation, biological process: endoplasmic reticulum to Golgi vesicle-mediated transport; retrograde transport, endosome to Golgi.